Messenger RNA from Paramuricea clavata, 8987 nucleotides. NCBI's taxonomy places the organism in Eukaryota, Metazoa, Cnidaria, Anthozoa, Malacalcyonacea, Plexauridae. The record is from the annotation of a GenBank genome assembly.
AUGGCGUCGUUAGAAGUUACAGAUAUGGAUUGGGAUUGGCAAGCGACGAAGGGCUCUGUUUUAGAAAGGAGCCGCCACAUGUUAAACAAUCCUACUUUAAGUGAUGUUUUUAUUACAUGCGAAGGCUCCGAGCAAAAAUUUUACGCCCAUAAAUACGUGCUGUGUACGAGCAGUUCUGUUUUUCACGGCAUGUUUAACGGCGGUUUUGCAUCAAUGUUAUCGAACUCCAUACACAUCCAAGACUCGGACCCCGCCAGCAUAAUGGAAUUCUUAGCUUUUCUCUAUACAGACGAAUGCAACUUGACGACAUCAAAUAUCGUCUCUGUUAUGUUUUUGGCUAAGAAGUACUCAGUGUCUUCGUUGAUCCAGAAAUGUACUAAGGAGGUUUCGGAUGUUUUAGAACCCUCGAAAGUGUUAAAUAUUUUACAAGAAGCCAUGCGAUAUGACCUGAGCGAACUGGUCGACGAAUGUUGGAAAACUGUCGAAAGCCACACAAGCGACGUUGCGAAGUCGGACGGUUUUUAUAGCGUCAAUCACGAGACCCUGAUCAGUCUACUAAAGCGAAAGAAUUUACAAAUUCCCGAAAUCGAUUUAUUUCAAGCCGUUUUGCGUUGGGCCGAUUAUCAGUGUUCAAAAAACAAUUUGGAAGCGACGCCGGAGAAUCGAAGAAAUGUCAUCGGCGAUGCUAUUUACGAAAUACGCUUCUUGGCUAUGACGCAAGAGGAAUUCGCACAACUGGUUUCGCCAACUCGCUUGCUAUCGACAAACGAAAUGGUGCCGAUUUACGAACGGUUUAACGGGAUAUAUUCGCCCGAGCUAGAAUGGGGUGAAGCGACACGCGAACAAGAAUUCACAACCAUAAAAUGUCCGAAAUUUUCGCCCUCUAAAGUGGUGCCGAAAUCACUUUCGGAUAACACUUAUUUCUUUCUAAGUUUCUCGGUGAAUAAAGAUAUCAGCCUUCACGGAGUACGUUUGAAUACGGGGCCGAAUAAAGCCACUUUGUAUGUGAAACAAACCGAGCCAGAUGGCUCUUUAGGAGCCGAGACGCCAUACACCAACGUUAUUUCUGGUUAUGUCGCGUUUCCGACGCCUGUCGCUAUAAGUUCUAACAGUGUUGUGAUGUUGCUAGCUGUUAUCGGUGGAAGUUCGUUCGGGUAUUACGAGUGGGUCGAUAAGAAUGUUUUAGAAGUUGGUGACAUCGUUGUAACCUUUACCGAAGCGUAUUUGCCGUACAGUUGUGACUUGGGUUCUGUCCAAUCCGAAGGACAUUUUGAUGAAAUUGUAGUGUCUCAUGUAAACUCAGCACAACCCCCCUGUCACUCACAGAAAUUAGUACGUUUUUCAGUGGGGUGCUAACUUUUACCUUGUACUUGUGAUUCAGGUUCUGUUCAUAUUGUAGUGUCUGUUUAACCGCCCUGCUAUUUGUGGAUUUAGUAGAUAGUUCCGGGGUUCCCAACUUUCAUUGAAGCCUAUUUGCCUUGGUAGUUGUGAUUUAGGUUCUGUUUGAAUCUGAAGAACAUUUUGAAGAAAUUAUCGUGUCUGUUUACACCCCCUUGUUCUUAUGGAUAUAUGACAUAUUUCCAGAGGGAUAUACUAACUUUUACCAAAGCUGCAAAGCAUCUUUUCCUUAUGGUUUUGAUAAGUUCUGUUAAAUCUAGACAAGGACAGUUUGAGGAGGUAUAUACAGUGUAAAUACUCCCCCCUGUUACUUCUGGGUUUAGAAAAUAUUUCCAGAGCAGAUACUGUAAUUUUACUAUCGCAUGUUUGAAUUCUGAGAGUAACCCACGAGGAAAUGUAGUGUUGGAUCAUUCCGGAAAACAACCACCCCUUGGAAGUUCCACCCCCCCCCUCUGGCAAAGUUAAUUACACUCUCACCAGACGGCACAAAUUUGGAUGUUUUCUGGAAUGACCUAUUUCUCAUAGGCUUUAGAAGUUACGUUGUUUGCAUGUUUCAUUGUUUGCAUGUUUCAUUGUUGAGUUUUUGUUGUUGUAUUAAAUGUUGUGUUCAAUAAAGCAUUGUACUGAAAAAGUUGUUUCAUUGCGCUUACAGUUCGACAUCUGUCUCUGUGGCUGGGUUGGUUAUAGCAUAUAGUCAAUGUAGAAGGUUAGGAAACUUAAUGCAGGCAUAAUGUACCUCCUUAUCUACUGUAUGUUUUUGUCUUGAUUUAUGCAAAAAAUGGUCUGUUCAUCGUAACAAGUGCAUUGUAUUUUCGCUAGAGCAACCAAUAGCUAUGUUUUCAUUUAAAGUGCCUAUGACACGAAAUUUCACCCCCAAAGGUUUAUGGUUGCAUUGUAAAGAUCACUUAAAAUGACUUAAUAAUUUCUUUUAUAGAAUUUUGGUAACUUGCUUCCUUUUCAAGAUAUUCAACUUUGUUUCAUAUACAAAUAUCACCGGUGUGAUAUCACAUCACAUAAUGAGUUUUCAGAAAGUAUAGUUUUCUUGACGAAUACGUAUCUAAAAAACUUAAAAAUUGCCCUUGUAUAUGUAUUAAUUUCAUAACUGGUAAUUAACCCUCUGUAUUUGUUUGUAAAAAUAUUUUAUCAACUAAGGUAAAAUACUGCGUUUUCAAAAUAUCAUUAUGCGAUGUGAUGUCACACCGGUGAUAUUUGCGUACGAAACAAUUAAAGUUGAAUAUCUUGCAAAGGAAUCAAGUUACCAAAAUUCUAUCAAAGAAAUUAUUAAGUCAUUUUAGUGAUCUUUACAAUCCAAUCAUAAAACAUUUAGGGUGAAAUUUCGUGUCAUAGGCACUUUAAUAAAUAAUAUUAAAUGUGUGUUGUUUUUUUCUUCAAAUGAAUCCGCGCAAAAUGCUUCCUUUUUAGGAACUCUUUUUUAACCGAAUUGUCUUUCUAUGGAACAAUCUUUUCCCAAUCAUUCGUAACAGUUCGUCUGUUUCAUCCUUUAAACUCCAUAUACACUACUUUUCUCAAUUAGACUCUUCUUUCGAUUUUUCUGUGUUGGUGUAAUGUACUCAGGUGAAUAUGAUGUUUGUGAUGUUACUCUGAGUGUAUAUCCACACCGGGCAAGCUUGAAAAAUAUGCCUGGCCACGGUGGGAAUUGGGCCUAGGUUCGUUUCCCACCGGUGGCCAGGCAUAUUUUCCAAGCUUGCCCGGUGUGGAUAUAUACUCAGAGUAAUAUCACAAACAUCUUCUUUCGAUGUUAGCAGAAUGCGCACUUGGAAAAUCUAGUGCUUUAAAUGCCGUUCUUUCAACUUACCAUAAUCUAAACUAUUAAUUUUUAUAUAGUUAUGUAAAUAGUGUUCCAGCCAUAGAUAUCUAUGGUUCCAGCCCCUUGUCCUUAAUGUAUGUUCAUCUAUUGUUUUGUGUCAGGUUGGUCUUCACAUGGGACUCUAGAGGUCCUGUUGACCAUACCUUUAAUCAUUGUUAUAAUUUUGUAUGAUUGUAAAGUAUUAAAAUAUAUAUCUGAUUGGCUACGAGUAGUACAUUAAUUUGUUUCAAAAUACAGUGCCAAAAAAUGAAAUACAGUGCAAUAAAAAGAAAUACAGUCUUUCUGAUUGGCUAAAAAUAUGAAACGAUAACAAAGAUAGCCAAUCAGGGUUGAUAGCCAAUAAGAUACAGCAAUUUCCAGCAGAAACCAUUUAGGAGUUUUUGGGAGUGACUGUAUAAUUUUUUUCAUGUAUAUUAUUAUUAAUGUAUGGAUUCUCGUGCAAUUUGAAAAAAAAAUGCACUCGUGAGUUUUUCAAAGACUUCAAAUUGCACUCGUCCUUCGGACUCGUGCAAUGUCGAUAGUCUUUGAAAAACUCAUUCGCGUGCAUGUUUGUUUCCAAAUUGCACUCGAAACCAUACUAUUACCUAUACAAAUACUUUAAUUUAUUUUUUUCUAGGAGAAAAGCACCAUACAACCAAAUCAACUUCGAAAAUGCGAGAGACUUCACAAGCGAAAGGCGCGCUUUUUGAAACGGACAUCGGACUUCGAAUCCCGGAAAAUGUUAGCCCUCCCAUCGAUAGCAAUCCCCUGGGGUAUUAUCCCCGAUACUGGACGUCGAGGACAUUGUAGGAACUCCAUACCCCAUUGCGUUGAUCUUGACGUCAUGAUGGAGCCCGUGUUGUACUUUCCAAGAACGGUCAGCGGUAGUCGGUCGAGAGUACGCGCAGAUGUGGGAGGGAAGGAGGAAGGUUUGAAGGAAAGACCGAGGACUGGGCCGAAUAAGGAAACUUUCGAGGAAAGAAAUCAUCUUACUUCCGCAUACAGGUAAAACUUGGCCGUUCACUUUUACAGUAGGGAGCUUAAGAUGCACCAAAUCUGCGAUGCAGACGCGACUAAAAACAAUCGCUAAUAAUGAGAGACUAUAGUUUGGCUUUGUUUUUCUCGUGUCCCUGGUUUUGUUUACCAACAACAAUCCAUACUUUUUACCAGUGAAGUGAAACUGUGAUAACAGCGGCAGUUUUUCGUCACGUCCGCGUCCGGAUGAAAUGAGAGUGCAUGAGAGUUGAUCACUUUUGUUUCUGAAACUGAGCAAUGAAUUACAAAACAUGUUCAUGCAUACUUUUUGUGUGUUUGUUGGUGUUAUGUACUCAACUGAAUACUGUAUGAUGUUUGUGAUGUUACUCUGAGUGUGCAUCCACACCGGGCAAGCUGAAAAGUUUGCCUGAACCUGACGGUGGGAAUCGAACCCGCGACCUUAGGGAUACUAGCUCAAUUGUAGCUCAGUUGGUAGAGCAUUGGACUAGUAUCCCAAACAGGAUCCCAAAGGUCGCGGGUUCGAUUCCCACCAUGCAACUACAGCUAAUUCAAUUAAGGUUGUCCCCGGGCAAAGCGGAAAAGUCGAAUACGAGCGCGAAAGGCUGCUGGGAAUCGCUAAAAAAUUCAUUAAUUUUUUAACGAUUCCCAGCAAGCCUUUUGCGCUCGUAUUUGACUUUUCCGCUUUGCUCGGGGACAACUUUAAUUGAAAUAGCUGUAUACCUUUUCCAUAUAGCAUAUGUAAAGGUUUAGAUUUAUAAUAUUGUAUAUACAUAUUUUUAAACUUAACUAAUGUUUUAUGUUGUUUCACCUUACCGUUUUACCCUCAAUAAAGUAUGAAAUGAAAUGAAAAGUCCAUUUUGAGAACUCCACUAAACUGUGGAAUUGCAUCAAAAAUUUGUAUCGCCGCCACUCCCACAACGUCUACGAUCGCAUCUACAUAUUUUUGCGUGUUUACAAUGCUAAUAUUAAACAGCCAAUCCGGUUCUUGGUAACAAUUACAAUUAAACGUCGAUUGGCUGUUUAAAAUUAGAAUUGUAAACAUGCAAAUGUAGGUGCGGUACGUUUGUGGGAGUGGCGGCGAUACGUAUUUUUAUGCGAUUCCACAGUUCGGUUAGUUCCGUAACAUCUUGUCUUGUGAUGGAAAGGCUUAAUGUGCCAAGAAUUUUUGCUUAGCUGCAUCUAAACUAAUUGUAAUGUAAACAAUUUUUUUAGGCUUUCUCCUAAAAAUGUCGGAACUCCAGCACCCACGCCUGCAACUCCGGGCACUCGCGACAGCCGACGACAUCGUUCCGGGCUACGACGAACAAAUACGAAAGACUCGCUAUCCAGAACGAGGCUGGACGGAGUUUCCGAAGUGCAGCAUGGUGCGCUAUAUGGUAACUACCCUAAGGAGAUUCCCGCAGUCCCAAGUGAAAAUUCGAAGGCUCAAAAUGACCAGGCGAUUCUAGAAGUGGCCGAAAGCAACCGAGAAACGUUGGAAAGCAUUGGAAACGAAUUAUCGAAAUUAUCUCUGAGCCUGAAUAACACGGACAACGAUAGCAGUCAAAAGAAUAUUGAAGCUCAAAGUUUAGGCUUAGAUAAAGUACCGGGCAGCGAAUCCGCAAUGUCCGAUCGAGCCGUCAGUCCAAGCAGCCGGACGAAUAUACCCUCGGAUAUUUGGGCUGAGUUACGUAGUGGCGGCGGUUUUGACCACCGGCGAAUUACACCUCGAAGUAAUUUGGAUGUGCCUAAUUCCGACCGGCCUAGAACCUUGUUGCGAGGUUACCAUAGCUCUUUAGGACUAUCAAUAUAUUCUUAUACCGGCGAAUCUAAUUGGAAGCCCCAUCCUCCUAGGCUACCCAAGUCGUUCACGUAUAUGGGAGUAUACAAACCCGCCAUAUUGCCCAAAAUGCCCGCGGCGCUUACGGUCGUCCCGGUCCCCAGUACCACGCGGCCGAGUCACAUUACCGAACCCCGUGAGGUCAAGGUCCGAUUGAGUAAAGUUCAUAGCAUCCGCAUACCACCAGUGCCCGCGGGCUCACCUGUACCGAAUAUGGAUAUCGCAACGGCAAGCAGUGACAGUAUUGUUGCUAACAGCAGCACGGAGGUUUUGAGACAGACUGGGAAUUGUGGUGGAGUGUCACAGAGUUUGGCAAGCUUAACACAAGGGGAAACAUCGGAAGAGAGAAUUUCUAUCCCUGAAGAGGUUUGUACCAGUUGUGGGAUGUUUGCAUGAUUCGGAUGGCCCGCGCAUUUCAAAAAAAAAAAAUCAACGAAAUAUCUGUAUUUCAACAAACGAUUUUCACGAUGAAAAUCUUAACAUGGCAUGUUCAUCGAUCCCAUUUUAAAAUGAUGAAAAAUGAAAAAAAAAUUUAAAAAGUCGGAUCUGGCAUUGCAAUUUUGCGUGGGGCUAAGCCACAGAAUACUAUACAGAAGUCCAUCUCCACUGUUUUUUGCGUAAGCGCUAUUCGUCAUGAUUCGUCACUCGGCAAGUACCGUAAACAGAAGCAAGUACCGUAAAAAGAAGCAGUCACCCCCCUGGACGUGUGCCAUUUUGAAUAUUUCCAGGGGGUGACUGCUUCUGUUUAGGGUACUUGCUGAGUGAUGAAUCAUGACGGAUAGCUGCAGAUGGACUUCUGUAUAGUAUAUUGUGGCUAAGCACUUUAUCCCUGUGGAUAUACUACAAAUGAUCUACAAUGCCCUGAUUCAGACUUAUUUGUACUACUUGAUGUUUGUGGUGUUACUUUGAGUGUGCAUCCACACCGGUCAAAGCUGGAAAAGUUGCCUGACGACGGUGGGAAUUGAACCGCGCCCUUUGGGAUACUAACUCUGCCAACUCGUUGCUCAGUUGGUCAAUCCGGGCCAUCAAAAUUUGUUCUAAGUUCCGUAUAUGUGAUGUAUCUAUCGUUGCGUUUGUUUUUGCCAAAGAUAUUUGUAACAAUGUUAUUGUUUUAUUAGGGUUCACAAGAAAGAGAGUAUCUUAUCUCGCGCGAGGUUAUUCAAGAGACUGGGGUGGAAUUGCCGCAGGACAGCGAGGAUCAGAACGCGGGCACAGAUGUAUCUCGUCAAGAGAGUCACGGUGCCACAGUUACGGAAGAAACGUUACAAGACUUGAUGAACAGCGAUAAGUACACGGUCGAAGAUACACUACGCCUCUUAGAUGUGCUCGCGGGCGAAACAGACGAAUUCAUGGGCACACUACCGAGUGACACGUGUACAAAAUCAGAAGUCACGUGUCCAAAACCAAAUGUUGCACGCUCAACUUCUGAUACGUCUUUGAUAAAAGUUGAAACCGAGACGUCGACAAAUGGUGAAACCGCGAAUGCACCUAUGGAAGAAAAGCGCUCGAAACAGGAAAUCGCGUGCGCAAAAGACGAAAUCACGUGCACGAAGGACGAAAUCACGUGCGUUGAAGACGAAACCAAGGGGUUAAGUGACGAUGUUACGUGCACAAAAGAUGAAGUCACUCGUCCAGAAAGCCAAGUUGCGUCUGCGAAAGACGAAGUCACGUGUCCAGAUAACAAAGUCACGUGUACAAAAGACGAAAGCACGUGCCCAACAGACGAUAACACGUGCACAAAAGAUGAAGUCACGUAUGAAACACGUGAAGAGAGUAUUGCAACACGUGAUAACACCCCUGUGAGUAUUGAAAUUGAUGAAAAUGGUACAGACUCUACUUGUGAGAUUAUUGAGGAAAGUAUUGAGGUAAAUAAUGAUAAGAGUGACUUUUCAAUGGAAAAGGAAAAUUUAGUAUCUCCAGACAAGCUGAAUGCACAGAUGUCGUCGCAUAAAUCUAGUCCAACAAGAGAUAUACAAGGGUCGUUUAGGAGUUUGAUAUUUCCUGGGGAUGAUGUCAGAUCUAUUCUUUCUGAUACCAGUUUUAUUCCAAAAGUUCCAAGUGAUUUUGCACUAGUGCCAUAUGAUGUGGAAUCUGAGCUGCUAUUACCAAUUAAGAUCGAUUCUGACUUGCUACUUUUAAACGACGACAGUUUUACGGAUCUGUCGUUGGAAGAUGAUAGAAUAAAGACUGAUGAUGAUGAAGUACAGAAGAGAGAUAAUUGUACAGAAUGAAUUUGUCGAACAUUUUUGAAUAUUUUUUUAAAUGAGCAAUUAAUAAAAUUAGAGUUUUACCAUAUGUGAUUGUGGUGUUGUUUUGAGCUGGGGCAAAGUUAUUCGAGAUAUUCUGUCCUGGGCGUCUCCGCACUAGCCAAGCUGAAAAAUAUUAUGGCCAAACUAUGUUAUCCAAAAUGUUAUAUAAACAUUCAAAACUGAAGGAAACUGAAUCUUGCUAAUUGCCAUAAAAGUUCAAGAAUAUGGAAAUCAAUCUCUAAAAGAGCACAUAAUUUCAAUAAUCUUUGGCCAUAGAAAUCAGUACUGUAGGUUUGCAAAUAUUCAAUUUCCCCCGGGUCCUCAAUUUCUCCAUGCAGCCCUCGUUAGAAAAAGGUUUUGUUCAUAAAAUCAUAUUUUAGAGUUGGUAAUUUCAUGAUUGAAGAUUAGUCUGUAAAGUGGUCAGAAAAGUUUGCUGGUUUGCAAACCGAACAAAAAUAAUAGUCUUAUAUAGAAUAAUUGAAUAUGGUACAACAGAUUAGAACAAAUGAAAUAUUUUGCUAGUGAUUACAAUUGAAUUGGUUUGGACUGCAAAUAUUCGGUAAGUAACCUGUGCUUCCUAAUUGGAUGCAGGCAUAUUGUCAAAACAAUGUAUAUUAUUGUACAAAAUGCCAUAGUUAUUCAACCAGUCCUGAGAAUAAUAUGAAUCCCGCUAUCACUGUAGACUGGACCACUCAUCUCACCAACUUCCAAUGCAUAC